Messenger RNA from Chrysochloris asiatica (Cape golden mole), 417 nucleotides. RefSeq names its product histone H2A type 2-C-like. The record is from RefSeq and is a predicted model, not a curated record. The coding region runs from base 27 to 416 and encodes 129 amino acids. NCBI's taxonomy places the organism in Eukaryota, Metazoa, Chordata, Mammalia, Afrosoricida, Chrysochloridae. Gene Ontology annotation, cellular component: nucleosome. The transcript has a single exon. Gene Ontology annotation, molecular function: protein heterodimerization activity; DNA binding; structural constituent of chromatin.
GUUUCUGUGUGGUCUUGGUUUCUGCAAUGUCGGGACGUGGAAAGCAGGGAGGCAAGGCUCGCGCCAAAGCUAAGUCGCGCUCGUCCCGCGCUGGUCUUCAGUUCCCGGUGGGCCGAGUCCACCGCCUUCUCCGCAAAGGCAACUAUGCUGAGCGGGUGGGAGCUGGCGCGCCAGUCUAUAUGGCAGCGGUUCUGGAGUACCUGACGGCGGAAAUCCUGGAGCUGGCAGGCAACGCUGCCCGCGACAACAAGAAGACCCGCAUUAUCCCUCGCCACCUCCAGUUGGCCAUCCGCAACGACGAGGAGCUGAACAAGCUGUUAGGCAAAGUGACCAUCGCCCAGGGCGGCGUUUUGCCCAACAUCCAGGCUGUACUAUUACCAAAGAAAACCGAAAGCCACAAAGCCAAAAGCAAAUGAA